AGCCACUUCCGGUUUGGUAUUGGCGAAGAAACGGUUAUCACAGCCGGAAGCGGUGAUCGCCAUGACAACGUGUCAACAAUAACUGAAGUUUUGAGAGAAGACAGGAGCAGGGCACAAGCAUGCCGGAAAGUAUGGUUGAGUCGCUUAGUUCCAGUAGCUCUAAUCGGACUAAGUCCUGGAGGUACCGCACCAAGGCACUGUACUCACAAGUGGAUGAGAGUCUUUUUGGUGAGAAGCAACAUCCGAAAGACAACAGCCCAGUUGCGCAGAGAAAUGAAAGCAACAGUCGAAAAGCAGUAUCAGCACCAUCCAUGGCCCGCAAGCCAGAGACCUUACGCAUAAUUACAAGUGACCUUAUUCGAGAUCUUGUGGUUCCCUCGGAGGAUCCAUCUGGAUUGUCCCUAAUAAUGCCUUCCAAGGAAUUCCACCGCAUAAAAUCAGCUGCUCGUGUGCUGACAAAGGAAGAGCGAGAGAGAGCAAUACAGUCGUUGAGAGAAGAAAAAGAGGCUGUCAUUGAAGCUGUUAAUGAGAGAAAGAAUUUCAUGAAGCAAAAGGAAAUGCUUCGCAAGAAGAAUCAGAAGCUGACUGAGCUGGAAGAGGAAGCCCAGAAGAGGGCGCAGUAUCUCCUGGAACGUGCCAACACACUGCGAAUGGAACAGGAGGAUGAAGUAAAAACACUCAAUGAGUCAAUUCUGAAUGCGAAGUGUCAUGCCAUACGUGAUGCUCAGCUUCUUGAGAAGAAGAUGAUCUCUAAAGAAAUGACAGAAGAAGAAAAAAGACUGGAUCAAAUGAUGGAGGUGGAACGGCAAAAAGCAAUUAAAAUGCAGGAAGAGAUUGAGGAGAAGAGGAAGCAGGAGAGGAUACAAGGAAGGCAACGUAUUAUUGAACAGAUUGGAGAAAAUUCAAAGACCAGGAUGCUUCUGGAGGAAGAGAGAGACCAGGAGGCCCAGCAGAUGAUGCAGUAUCUAGAGGAACUUCAAAUGCAGGAGUACAAGGAGCUCGAGAAAAAACGCCAAGAGCAGCUUCAAAUCCAGGCAGAGAUCCAGCGCAUUAAUGCAGAAAACGAGAAGAAGAAGCUAGAAAAAAAGCAACAGGAGAAGCUGAUAGACCUGGGCAUCUUGGAAUACACAAAACAGAAAAUGGCACGAGAAGCGGAAUAUGAGGCUGAGCAAGAACAGUUAAAAAAAAAGAAAGAAAAGGAAGUUGCCCGUUUACGUGCUUUACAGGAAAGAGCCAGAGACCAUCGUGCAGAACAGGAUGCCUUGAGAGCAAAAAGAAAUCAGGAAGCCAUUGAAAGAGCAUGGCGACAAAAGGAAAUGGAAGAGGUGCGGAAGGAGGCAGAGAUCAAUGCCAUGCUUAGGCACGCACGCCUGGAACAGGUGGCACAGAAGGAACAUUUUCUGGCCGUUCAGGCGCAACGGGACCGUGCAGAAUUUGAUAGGGUGCUAAGGGCGCAGCAGGAAUUGAAUGAGAGGGAACGCAAGGACCUGGAAGAGAAGAAUUCCCAGCUGAUAAAACAUGCAGCAGAGCUGAGGCGCCAAGUGCGCGAGAAUGAACAGAAGCAGGUCUUGAGCCGCAUUGCGUUUUUUGAUGAAGGUGUAAAGCUGGUUCAGGAAGCCAAUCAGCGCAGAGCACGUCUGGAUGAACUCAAGAAGAAAAAACUUGAUGAGCUGAAAAUGGCUGGUCUUCCUGACAAAUACUGCACAAUGGUGGAGCGGAAAGCUGAUCUUACAACUUAGUUACAGACUAAGCAAGAAAAACAAAUUCUUAUAUCAAGCUAAGCUGGACCAACUUGCAAAGCUUUGUUUGUUGAAAAUAUUGCUUGUGUUUAAAAUUUACUUACAAUAAAUGUAUUAAUAAAAACAUUAAUGCAGGCA
Molecule: messenger RNA, 1877 nt
Organism: Spea bombifrons (plains spadefoot toad)
Lineage: Eukaryota; Metazoa; Chordata; Amphibia; Anura; Pelobatidae
Gene: CFAP45
Product: cilia and flagella associated protein 45
Exons: 12
Coding region: 120-1739 (539 amino acids)
Source: RefSeq, a predicted model, not a curated record